AUGGGAGAUAAGGACGUGCAAAAUAGUGAAUUAUACAAAGAAGUCAAUCUGUUGUAUAUUAAUGAUGGAUCCGCUUUCGUUUUGUAUGCUGUCCCUUUCCUACCCCUUCAAACCUUGUGCCCGGUGAAGGGACAGAAUGGAGCAGAGCUUUCUGCAGGGGAUUGUAACUAUAAAUACUCGUUGGAGAGAGUUGCAGAA
Messenger RNA from Paramuricea clavata, 198 nucleotides. NCBI's taxonomy places the organism in Eukaryota, Metazoa, Cnidaria, Anthozoa, Malacalcyonacea, Plexauridae. The record is from the annotation of a GenBank genome assembly.